AUGACGACCUACGUGCCCGCUCUCACCUUGCCAGAUGCCGUCUUCCUCAAACCUGCCGUGUCCGUUUUGCUGCCCGUCGGUCUUGGCACAGCUGUCGGACUGAGCGCCACUCAGACCCAAAAGACAUACCUCUCACUGAAGAAGCCCUCUGUGCACCCUCCACCAUGGCUGUUCGGCCCCGUCUGGACUGUCCUUUAUGGUGUCAUGGGUUACGCUGCAUACCGAGCUGCCAACAUUGGCCUCUCCCCCUUUUCCUCCCCUGAUACCAUCCGUACCGCUCGACAAGCCAUGACUCUCUACAGCGUCCAACUCGGCCUCAACCUCCUCUGGACCCCUCUUUUCUUUGGCCUCCACCGUCCUAUUGAGGCAUCGGUCGAUAUUAUCACCCUCGUUGGAGUCAAUGGCUACUUGACAUACCUCUACAGCUCCAUUGACUCGGUUGCCGCUUGGUGCCAGGUCCCAUACCUCGGCUGGCUGAGCUUUGCCACCUACCUUUGCACUAGCAUUGGAUACCUGAACAACUGGGAUCUGUCGGGCAAGGAAGCGCCCAAGAAGGAGUAA
Fusarium keratoplasticum is the source of this 561-nucleotide messenger RNA. RefSeq lists its product as uncharacterized. The transcript is spliced from 3 exons. Gene Ontology annotation, cellular component: mitochondrial outer membrane. Bases 1 to 561 code for a protein of 186 amino acids. Lineage: Eukaryota; Fungi; Ascomycota; Sordariomycetes; Hypocreales; Nectriaceae. The record is from RefSeq and is a predicted model, not a curated record.